Phalacrocorax carbo (great cormorant) is the source of this 6099-nucleotide messenger RNA. NCBI's taxonomy places the organism in Eukaryota, Metazoa, Chordata, Aves, Suliformes, Phalacrocoracidae. The record is from RefSeq and is a predicted model, not a curated record.
GCGGGGCGGGGCGGGUGCGGUGGGCGGCCCCGCGGCGAUCCGGGAUGUCGGGCUGGCUCCUGGUGACGUAGCGCGCCGCUCGCGCCGCGGGAAGGGCCGCGCGAGACCCCCCCGGCCGCCGCCGCCGCCGCCCUUCCCCCUCCUCCCUCCCGGUCCGGCCCGGUCCGGGAUCCCCCCCCACUCCGUUCCCCCCCCCCUCGCCCGCCAUGGGCAGCACCGCGGCGGCGGGAGCGGGCGGGGCGCCGCGCCGAGCCGGGGCCGCCGCUGGGCAUGUGCCAGGCCCGGCCGCCGCCUGAGCGCCGCCGAUACCGGCAGCGUUGUCCGCGUCCGCCCCGGGCGAAGCCGGCGGCGGGUGCCAUGAAUAGCAGCUGCGCGUCCCUCACCGCCGCCGCCCGCCGCCGCCUGCAGCACCGGGAUCGAUAGAGGCGGGGGCUGCGGACACACUAUGGCCGGCAGCGGCUACACGGACCUGCGGGAAAAGCUCAAGUCCAUGAUGCCCUACCGGGACGGCCACAAAGGUGGCGGCGGUGGCGGCCUCCCGCGGGAGCCCCCCGAACCCCCCUACGAUCGCAAACGGCGGCACCAGGAGGAUUCUGGUUCCGAACCCAGCGACUACGAGGAGCAGAAGGAAGAGGAAGAAGCUCGGAAAGUCAAAAGCGGCAUCCGCCAGCUUCGCCUCUUCAGCGCCGAGGAGUGCGCCAAGAUCGAAGCUCGGAUCGAGGACGUGGUGUCCCGGGCAGAGAAGGGGCUCUACAAGGAGCACACGGUGGAUCGGGCGCCGCUGCGGAACAAGUAUUUUUUUGGGGAGGGCUACACCUAUGGGUCUCAGCUGCAGAGACGAGGCCCUGGCCAGGAACGUCUGUACCCACGGGGGGAGGUGGACGCCAUCCCCGAGUGGGUGCACGACCUGGUGAUCAGGAAGCUGGUGGAGCACCGGGUGAUUCCCGAGGGUUUUGUGAACAGUGCCGUCAUCAACGACUACCAGCCGGGGGGCUGCAUUGUCUCCCACGUGGACCCCAUCCAUAUCUUUGAGAGGCCCAUCGUCUCCGUCUCCUUCUUCAGCGAUUCGGCCCUCUGCUUUGGGUGUAAAUUCCAGUUCAAACCCAUCAGGGUCUCGGAGCCCGUUCUCUUCCUGCCCGUGAAGAGGGGAAGCGUCACGGUGCUCAGUGGAUAUGCAGCCGAUGAAAUAACACACUGUAUUCGACCACAGGACAUCAAGGAGAGAAGAGCUGUCAUCAUCCUUCGAAAAACAAGACUAGAUGCACCUCGAUUGGAAACAAAAUCGCUGAGUAGCUCUGUGUUGCCACCAGGUUAUAACUCUGACCGUCUAUCGGGAAGCAACCGGGACCAGAUCCUGAAACCAAAGCGGUCCCAUCGCAAAGCAGAUCCUGAUGCUGCUCACAGGCCACGGAUUCUAGAAAUGGAUAAAGAGGAGAACAGGCGCUCAGUCCUCUUACCAAAACAUAGGAGAAGGAGCAACUUCAGCUCUGAGAACUAUUGGCGAAGGUCUUACGAGUACACGGAGGACUGUGAUGAGGAAGAGGAGGACGGCAGCCCAGCCAGGAAAGUUAAAAUGAGGCGACACUGAGGAUUGCACUUUCCAGGCUCAUGGAGCUGAUGAGAUUGGUCUCCAGUCUGUGAAAACUUUAUCCUCCCUCUGGCUAACUUCCAUCUAGCUUCAGUUUUGGUUUUUCCUUUCAGGCUGAAGAGUAAACAGGAAGGAUCUAGCGAUUUGUUUUUUAUGAAUGGAGGAAUGCUGACACAUAUGUAAGGAUGGAACAUGUCCAGUGCACAUGGUGUCCUGAGUCAUGGGUCAAACAGGCAUCUCUCCCUUAGGAAGCAGAUAAAGUUAUGCCAGGCUGUCUGUUGGGAUUUCUUUUGAAAACACCAAAAAGUUUAACUGUUUCAUUGCGCAAGAUUCAAGAAUUGUAUUUUUGUUUUUUGCUUUAACUUUCUUCCUUUCCAAAUGUUCUAAAUAUGAUGUUUGACCCCAGGAGCUGAAACUCUGUGGUGGCCUCGUAUUCCUUGCUUCACCAAAGGGCUCCUUGGUCUGCUUUUACCUAGUUGUUGUUGGGUUUGUUUUGAGGGUGCCCUGCAGUAACUGGAAGUUUGAAGCUUUGCAGACCCCUCUUACUGCGAUUGAUUUCAAAGGGUUUAGGACGUUUUUGUUGCACUUUAGUACCAGUUUUAAAUGCCGUAGGUUUCCUUUCCAGUCCCUUUUCCCAAGCCAGCACAGGCUCACAGCUUUGUGUCCCUGUGCUGCCCUCUCCGAGAAGAAUGUACUUAAGCUCUGGUUUCUCAGUGCUGCUCUGACCAGGGGUAUGUUUUGGUUGAGGAGGAAGGAAAUGUGGCUGGCUUCACUGAGGCUUGGCCCAGCAUUGACCCGAGGUCCAUAUUGGAGCCCUGGGACUGGCGAGUGAGUGAUUGCAUUGAGUACAUGCUGCUUCCCAGAGCUGGAGAUAGCAAAUAGGAGUAGGAGAGACGCUGUGCUUGUGAGGACGCUUGCCUUGGGACCCCCUGAGAAGAGGCGUUCUCCACUGUCUGGGGGAAUGGCUUUCGGCCCCCUGCUCCUUUUAGGUGGAGAGAGUUGAAGACGGCACAGCAUCCCAUCGCAAGGGACCGGCUGCGCUCUGUCAGAGCAGGAACGGGCGCUGCUGCGGUGGAGCCGGGCAGCUCGGCUGUGGUCCGUCCCCUCCGAGGCUGGCUCUGGGAGCGAGGAUGCUGCAGGGCUCUAGUUUGGCCUUGGUUCAGUGCAUUCAGCAACUAGUGCUGCAGCAGUUGCCCACCGCCUCCUGUCUUAUUCCUGCGUGUAUUCCUGGGGUAGGGAGUUUUCUGGUUGCUACAGAAAAUGUUAAGAAGAAUUGGGCAUUUGGCCCCAUAGAGUUAGUGUUAGAAAGUCUGCCGCCUUCUUCCUCUUCUCCCACCCAGUUUGUGUUAGCCCAGACUGAAGCCUGGGCGUUUUCAAAAGUUUGGGGCCCAACACCAUAUUUAGAACCGUACUUUUAAGAAACUUCCUCCAAUUGAUUUUUUUGAACCCAAGUGUUGGCAGUUGUAAGGAGUAGUCUUAUUUUUAAAUUUUUACUGCUUUGCCCUCCCUCAAAUUGUAGUUUUUCUUAGUGUUGUGUCCCCCACACACUUCAUGGUCUGCACACUUGGCAAUAAAAAGAUGUAAUAUAUUUUGAAACCUGUUUGCUGCUGUCUUGAGGGGCUCCCAGUCAAAAAAAUAACCCCCAAACCCAGGCAUUGUUCCCCAGAGUGCCGUUCCUUGGCGAUCAAGUAUGUUUGCUGACAUCUGGGUCUCGGUGUCCUUUUCCUUCCCCCCUGACUUCUGCAGCUCCUGCCACUUGCCCGUUGUUGGGGUCACCACUUAGGCUGGAUCUAGCGGUCACGUUAGAGCAAAGGAAAUUACCAUCACCUUCAGUGCCGCUGAUCUGCGAGGGGUUCAUAGGUUCCCACUGCCUGUCUCUGAUUCUCUUCAUCCAGUUGCUUUCCUGGCAAGAGCCCCUGUCGGCUCGGUGCAGAGGUAUGGGCACAGCCUCACAGCCAGCCUUUGAAGGAACCUGUCUUGUCUGCCCAGAUAUCUGAAAGUUCAUGCUGCUUCUGCUUCUGAAACCUUUAAAAAGUCUUCUUCACACCACACUUAGCGUCUGAAGCGGUAUUCCUUGCCCUCCCAGCUUUCUGCAGAGAAUCCGGGCCAGCUCUUGGCUACAAACACCCUGCUUUGGAAAGCUUGGCAUUCCCCUGAUAGCAAAACCGCAUGCAGGGAGCGGGGUCCCUUCUCUUCCUUACGGCUGGUGCAAACAUCUCUGGCGAGCUAGAGACCUGCUAGCAGGAUGCCUAGCAGUGGCUGUUUCUAAUUGUCUCUCUGGAUUCAUCCUGGAUGUGCCCCGUGCCCCCCUCAGCGUCAGGCUCUGCUGUGGGUGCUGCUGAUGGUGGCAGUGGUCACUGCCAGAGGUCUCAGCUCUGCGCAGCCUGCUCUCCCCCUCUCCCCUCCCCGCACUGGCUCCCAGUUUUACGCCUACCUCUGCAAUAUGGACACUACCCUGGUGUCAACCCAAAAUGAAGCUGGAGGCAGCCUGCCUUUCCAGGGCGACUUCCCAGAGCAGGACUCCCGUGGGACGAGGCGUUGGCUCUAUCUCUGCUGAAUACUGAACAAGGCAUCCUGAGCCCUGAACCAACCUUUGCCUCAUCCCAGUCCUUGUGCAGUCUGUACAUGUGCAGGUAUCCUUCCUCUCCCAGCUUGUUUCGGUAUUCCUGCGUGCCGUGGUUCGGAGCUCUCCCCUCCUUCAUUCCUCCCCUGCCCUGCAUCUGUGCGGUGGGUCUGAGCUGGCAGCUGUGCUGGAGCUGCUCUAUAGCUGCUCUCUGUUCUCGUGUGCGCUUGGUUUUCAACCUGACUGGUUGGGUCUUGACACCUUGGAGAAGAGUGAGUGAGUGCGACACGAGCGGUCUGACCCGUAGCGUCUCUUGGGCGAGGAGUCCCCAGUGUGUAGGCAGGCCAUCUUCCCCACUUGUACAGACAUUUUCUAUACACGCAGAUGUAUAUGUGUAGAUAACAUGGUUUUUUAACUCUUUUGCACUGAACAACAUCGAAGUGAAACCUUGAUUUGAAACCAGAAGACACAUUUUUCACGUGGAUCCAGAUGUCUAGAUCCCUUAUUGUAACCUGUCUGGUAAAACUGUGGCUCAAAAAUACUGGUGAUGCCCGUACCUGUUCUCUGUCGCUGGCUGUGUUGGGCUGCCUGCAGCCUUUGGGUCAGGCUGGUGGCAUGGGCCUGCUGCGGAGGAUGGAGGGUGGUGAGGCAAAACUUCUCCGUCUGCUCUGCGGGACAGGCUCAUGCACAGACCUGACCCCACCGGCUUUGUUGUGUCUGUCCUGUCCAACCUCCUCUCCAUCCACCCACAGUUGGUUCUUCAUGUAACCUGCUCAGCCCGAAACUGGGAAUAAGGCUAUGUCCAGUGUGAUGACCCUGUGCACCCAGACCCACAGCCCAGACCAUGAGAACUGCCUUUCCUAAGGAAGGGGGAGGAAGGUGGGGUUUGUCCCUGCUUUUCUGCAAAGAACAGGAGGAAUUGGGGUUUGUUACUGUUACCCGUAUCUUGAGAAGACACGUUGAUCAAACUAAAGCUCUUGCAUCCGUUGCGUGGGCUCAGUGUGUUCAUAGGAAGGGAAGGAAAGGCUGUUUGCUGGCGGUAAGAGGUGAGCUGGCCCAGGGAGAGGCUGUCGGUCCGCCAGCAGGUCACUGCCUGGCUGGGCUCUGCAGGCAGGCUGUCUGCAGCAGGGACGCCCAAAUUGGCACAUCUGGCUCCACAUCUGGUGAACUGUCAUCCAGCCAUCAGUCAGGCGAGAGCUGUGACGCUUGGGAGCUGCGAUCUUGAUCCCAAGGCUUGGCUCAUCCCGGAGGUCGGAGGGGUUGCUGGGGCACAGGGCUGCCAACCCGCUCUCUGGGGUGAGCCAGCCACCAGCACGAGCCGAUGUCUGGCAGGGCAAGAGCCUGGCCCUUCGGUUUUCAGCGCUGUUAGCACCCAGCCCUCGCUGCUACGCAGUCUGAGUCCCAUGGGUUGAAAUGGCUGCCAUGCUUUGAGCAGGGCUCAGGUCAGGGUUCAGACCCCUGCCAGCAGCAAACAGUCUUACAUCUGCCAAAAGUGUUCCCUUUCCUGGUCAGGAGGAGAAAUGUUCAGCCGAAGAAGCGUGUCUCUGCUCCUUCCCACGCCCCUGCCCACACUUACAAGUUCUGGCUGACUUUAAUUUUGUUUUUUAGAGAUUCUAAUUUUUUUUUGUUUUGUUACGAAUAAAAAUAAAAAAAUAAAAAAGAAAGUGGCAAUAUUUUUUUCUGUAAGCUUUUCCUAGGAAAAAGCGUGGUUUGUAACAAAGUUGUACAGUUCUGAAGUUUGAGAUACGAGAAGUACUGUGUGAAACGCUGUAAAUGGGGCAGAGAUUAUUUUAUGUACAGUCUGAUGUGGGGGGAAUCUUUUAAUUCUGGUUGAUUCUUAGGAAGAAUUUGGUUCUUCACUGUCAGGGUUUGGAAUUUCAUGGUUUCAUUAUUAUUUUUUUUUCUUGUAUAGAUUGCUGCAUUAAUUGAAUAAAAGCAGAAAGCAUCA